Messenger RNA from Mollisia scopiformis, 438 nucleotides. RefSeq lists its product as uncharacterized. NCBI's taxonomy places the organism in Eukaryota, Fungi, Ascomycota, Leotiomycetes, Helotiales, Mollisiaceae. Bases 73 to 276 code for a protein of 67 amino acids. The transcript is spliced from 4 exons. The record is from RefSeq and is a predicted model, not a curated record.
GUAUCAAACACUGAGGUUCUUGUGACCAGAUCACGAGCGAAGCCAAAAGGCACGAGGACCUUACUUUUCAAGAUGAACAGUUGGGAGUAUGACGACCAAGAAGAGAACAUCAAGGAGGUGGCUACAUUGGCCAAGACCCCACGGGUUCAACCAAAGUCGCAGAUCCCCACCAAGUCAAUCUACCAGAAGCCAGUUGUCAAUGAUGAGAAAGAAGAGAACAAGGAGAACGCAGGUGCAGCCACAUUCGACCUUCCGUUCCAUCCACGCGGGCAUUGAGAGAUCCGACAUUAUAAAGUAAGAACAUGACUAGCACAUGGUGAGAGAGUUAGGAUCCAGGUGAUUGCGAGACAGCGGAUAGCAAGGAGGUUAUGAUGCAAUAAGGUAGGCUGCUAGGUGGGGCGUUGGAGGGUUCGUGAAAUUGAGUGUCAAUCAAGCAAG